UUGCCGGCGGCGAAGGGGAGGAAGGGAAGGGACGGGAAGGGGGCUGCCGCCGCUGCCGCCAUGGCGAGCCAGUCGCAGGGCAUCCAGCAGCUGCUGCAGGCCGAGAAGCGCGCCGCCGAGAAGGUGGCCGAGGCCCGCAAGCGAAAGAAUCGGAGGUUGAAGCAGGCGAAAGAAGAAGCCCAGGCAGAGAUUGAGCAGUACCGCCUGCAGAGGGAGAAGGAGUUCAAAGCCAAGGAAGCAGCGGCACUUGGAUCUCAUGGCAGCUGCACCACUGAAGUUGAGAAAGAGACCCAGGAAAAGAUGAGCGUAAUCCAGCAGAACUUCCAGAAGAACCGUGAGGUGGUCCUCUCCCAGCUGUUGUCACUAGUGUGUGACAUCAAACCUGAAAUCCAUGUGAAUUACCGCAUCAAUGGCUAGUAGUGGAAGAAGGAAUGAGCAUACUGGAAAUGCUGGUAGUAACGUCUGAGCUUCAGGUGGAAUGUACAGCUCUUAGCUAUACCUUAACUGUUCUUGUAAAUGUGUUAAAUUAUUUCAGUGAGUUGUAGGUCAUCAAUGUCUUGUUGGAUUUCUGUUAGUUUCUCUCUUGACACAGAUUCAGAGCUUAUUCAAACAUUAAAAGACCAUGUCUCAAAUAUGUGCUAAGUAAUUAAAUACAUAUUCAAGUUGGCACAUUAAUGCUCCCUUUUUAUCUCGAUAGUAUUCAAUGAGAGGCUUUCCUCUGCAAAGUAGAAAGGGAAGAGAGAUGCUAGCCAGGUUUAAACGGAGAGUCUGUGUCAGUAAUUGUUAGACCUGUGUAACUGUAUUCUUGUUGACCAAAAUGCAGUUUUCAGUGUGGUGUUAACCUUUGUACAGGGGUUAAACCUUGUAAGAAGAAUUCUUUGGCUGUACAGUGUUGGCUGAUAAUUUUCAGGUGCUUGAGUUUCUCUGUAUUGAAUAUCCUCUGUAUAUUCUGCUGUUAGCUUGAGUUACAAGUCUGGCACUAUGACACUUGAAAGUAAAAACACUUAUUUAACUCCAAA
Messenger RNA from Harpia harpyja (harpy eagle), 1019 nucleotides. It is a transcript of the gene ATP6V1G1, whose product is annotated as ATPase H+ transporting V1 subunit G1. The record is from RefSeq and is a predicted model, not a curated record. Gene Ontology annotation, biological process: proton transmembrane transport. Gene Ontology annotation, molecular function: proton-transporting ATPase activity, rotational mechanism. Gene Ontology annotation, cellular component: vacuolar proton-transporting V-type ATPase complex. NCBI's taxonomy places the organism in Eukaryota, Metazoa, Chordata, Aves, Accipitriformes, Accipitridae. The transcript has 3 exons. The coding region runs from base 61 to 417 and encodes 118 amino acids.